Exophiala xenobiotica is the source of this 309-nucleotide messenger RNA. Its product is annotated as glutaredoxin. Gene Ontology annotation, molecular function: glutathione disulfide oxidoreductase activity. The transcript is spliced from 2 exons. Gene Ontology annotation, cellular component: nucleus; cytoplasm. The coding region runs from base 1 to 309 and encodes 102 amino acids. NCBI's taxonomy places the organism in Eukaryota, Fungi, Ascomycota, Eurotiomycetes, Chaetothyriales, Herpotrichiellaceae. The record is from RefSeq and is a predicted model, not a curated record. Gene Ontology annotation, biological process: cellular response to oxidative stress.
AUGUCGGCCGCGAAGCAGAAAGCCCAACAGAUCAUCGACGACAACUCGGUGGUCGUGUUCUCCAAGUCGUACUGUCCCUACUGUCGAGCCAGCAAGAGUUUGUUGAACGAGAAGCAUGCCAAGUAUUUUUUGAUGGAGUUGGAUGAAGUCGAUGACGGCGCCGCGAUCCAAGAUGCGCUCGAGGAAAUAACCGGCCAACGUAGCGUGCCUAACAUCUUCAUCGCUCAGAAGCAUAUUGGUGGCAACUCGGAUCUGCAGAGCAAGAAGGGACAACUUGAUGAUCUGUUGAAGAGCGCGGGUGCUAUUUGA